Molecule: messenger RNA, 711 nt
Organism: Alnus glutinosa
Lineage: Eukaryota; Viridiplantae; Streptophyta; Magnoliopsida; Fagales; Betulaceae
Exons: 1
Coding region: 1-711 (236 amino acids)
Source: RefSeq, a predicted model, not a curated record
AUGGAGAAUUUUAGAGCAACACUGCAUGACUGUGGGUUGGGGGAUCUUGGCUAUAAAGGACCGAGUUAUACUAGGAGAAAUAAAAGAGAACUUGGUGCUUUUAUCAAAGAGCAUUUAGACAGGGCUGUGGCUAAUGAAGAAUGGUGCAACAAAUUUCCAGAUUUUGAAGUAGAAGUUCUAGUAGCCCUAAGUUCAGACCAUAAUCCUAUUCUGCUGACUCUAUGCUCUCUUCGAACCAACAUCAAACGUCCCAAGGCUUUCAAAUACGAAGCAGCUUGGCAUGUGGAUGUUGAAUGUGUGGAGGUUGUAAAAGCGGCUUGGGGCAGUGAUAUUGAAGAUGCAGACUCUCGGAUUGUUACACAGGAAAAAAUGGUUAAGUGUAGGGAAGCCUUGUCGGAAUGGAGCAGAAACAAAUUCGGGUUAAAUGGCAGGAGAAUUAGGGAGCUGACUAGACGGUUGGGAGUAUUGCAACAUCAUGAAAUCCCGGAUAACUUGGAAUCUAUAAAAAACGUCGAGGAGGAAACACAUCAUUUGUUGGAAAUGGAAGAACUGUACUGGAAACAGAGAGCAAAGUGCAACUGGUUCCAACAUGGAGACCGCAAUACAAAGUUCUUUCACGCCUGGGCCACUGAGAGAAAGCGGAGAAAUCAUAUAGAGCGGAUUCAUGAUGAAACGGGUAGGGAAUGGACAAAGCAGGAGGAUAUUGGUUGA